CCGGCAGUGCGGAGCGGCGUGCCUGUGUCCCUCACGCGGCGGCGGCGGCGGCGGCGGCGGAGACAUGGAGGAAGCCGCGGCCGGAGUGGGCCGCUUCAAGGCUAACUAUGCUGUCGAACGCAAGAUUGAGCCUUUCUACAAGGGCGGGAAGGUGCAGCUGGACCAGACCGGGCAGCACCUCUUCUGCGUCUGUGGUACCAAAGUCAACAUCCUGGACGUGGCCUCGGGGGCUGUGCUGCGGAGCCUGGAGCAGGAGGACCAGGAGGACAUCACCGCCUUUGACCUCAGCCCCGAUGAUGAGGUGCUGGUGACAGCCAGCCGGGCACUGCUGCUGGCUCAGUGGGCCUGGCGAGAGGGUAGCAUCACCCGCCUGUGGAAGGCCAUACACACAGCCCCUGUGGCCACCAUGGCUUUCGACCCCACCUCCACGCUGUUAGCCACAGGCGGCUGUGAUGGGGCUGUACGUGUCUGGGACGUCGUGCGGCAUUAUGGGACGCACCACUUUCGGGGCUCGCCCGGUGUCGUGCAUUUGGUGGCCUUCCACCCGGACCCCGCCCGCCUGCUGCUCUUCUCCUCAGCCAUAGAUGCCACCAUCCGCAUGUGGUCGCUGCAGGACCGAUCAUGCCUGGCCGUACUGUCUGCCCACUACAGUGCUGUCACCUCGCUGACCUUUAGUGCCGAUGGCCACACCAUGCUCAGCUCGGGCCGGGACAAGAUCUGCAUUGUCUGGGACCUGCGGAGCCACCAGGCCCUGAGGACCAUCCCAGUGUUUGAGAGUGUGGAGGCCGCAGUCCUAUUGCCAGAAGAGCCAGCCCCCAAGCUGGGUGUGAAGUCAUCAGGCCUGCACUUCCUGACAGCUGGCAGCCAAGGCGUGCUGCGCGUGUGGGAGGCAGCCUCUGGGCAGUGUGUAUACACACAGCAGCAGCUGUCAGGCCCUGGGCAGGAGCUGACCCACUGUGCCCUGGUCCGAGCCGCCGGCCUCCUCCUCAGUGUCACUGCUGACCACAACCUGCUGCUCUACGAGGCACAUUCCCUGCAGCUGCAGAAACAGUUUGCUGGCUACAGUGAGGAGGUGUUGGACGUCCGGUUCCUUGGGCCGGAGGACUCCCACAUUGUUGUGGCCUCCAACAGCCCCUGCCUGAAAGUCUUUGAGCUGCAGACAUCAGCCUGCCAGAUUCUCCACGGCCACACAGAUAUCGUCUUGGCCCUCGAUGUGUUCCGGAAGGGGUGGCUCUUUGCCAGCUGCGCCAAGGACCAGAGCAUCCGCGUCUGGAGGAUGAACAAGGCUGGCAGGGUGACCUGUGUAGCUCAGGGCUCCGGGCACACACACAGCGUGGGCACCAUCUGCUGCUCUAGGCUGAAGGAGACCUUCCUGGUGACGGGCAGCCAGGACUGCACCGUGAAGCUGUGGCCCCUCCCCGAAGCCCAGCUACCCAAGAGCACAGCCCCAGACAGUGGCCCUGCCGUCCUACAGGCCCAGGCCACACAGCGCUGCCACGAUAAGGACAUCAACAGUGUGGCCGUUGCCCCCAAUGAUAAGCUGCUGGCCACAGGCUCACAGGACCGCACAGCCAAGCUCUGGGCUCUGCCACAGUGCCAGCUGCUGGGCAUCUUCUCAGGCCACCGGCGUGGCCUCUGGUGUGUCCAGUUCUCACCCAUGGACCAGGUCCUGGCCACGGCCUCAGCUGAUGGCACCAUCAAGCUCUGGGCACUACAGGACUUCAGCUGCCUCAAGACGUUCGAAGGACAUGAUGCUUCUGUGCUGAAGGUGGCCUUUGUGAGCCGUGGCACACAGCUGCUGUCCAGCGGCUCCGAUGGGCUCGUGAAGCUCUGGACCAUCAAAAACAACGAGUGUGUGAGGACGCUGGAUGCGCACGACGACAAGGUCUGGGGGCUGCACUGCAGCCGGCUGGACGACCACGCCCUCACUGGCGCCAGUGACUCCUGUGUCAUCCUCUGGAAGGAUGUAACCGAGGCAGAGCAAGCAGAGGAGCAGGCCAAGCGAGAGGAACAGGUGGUCAGGCAGCAAGAACUGGACAACCUGCUCCAGGAGAAGCGGUACCUGCGGGCACUGGGCCUGGCCAUCUCCCUGGACCGGCCCCACACUGUACUGACUGUUAUCCAGGCCAUCCGUAGGGACCCUGAGGCCUGUGAGAAGCUGGAAGCCACAGUGCUCCGACUGCGGCGAGACCAGAAAGAGGCCUUGCUGCGUUUCUGUGUCACAUGGAACACCAACUCGCGGCAUUGCCAUGAAGCCCAGGCUGUGCUAGGUGUGCUCCUGCGGCACGAGGCCCCGGAAGAGCUGCUGGCCUACGAGGGUGUUCGGGCCUCCCUGGAGGCCCUGCUGCCCUACACUGAGCGCCACUUUCAGCGGCUCAGCCGGACACUGCAGGCAGCCACCUUCCUGGACUUCCUGUGGCACAACAUGAAGCUGCCCACUCUCCCUGCGGCCCCCUCAGCCCUCUGAAACACGCAGAAGGUGUACUCUUCUAUCCCAG
Rhinolophus ferrumequinum (greater horseshoe bat) is the source of this 2498-nucleotide messenger RNA. RefSeq names its product transducin beta like 3 (gene TBL3). Gene Ontology annotation, molecular function: protein binding; U3 snoRNA binding. Lineage: Eukaryota; Metazoa; Chordata; Mammalia; Chiroptera; Rhinolophidae. Bases 65 to 2467 code for a protein of 800 amino acids. The transcript is spliced from 22 exons. Gene Ontology annotation, biological process: endonucleolytic cleavage to generate mature 5'-end of SSU-rRNA from (SSU-rRNA, 5.8S rRNA, LSU-rRNA); endonucleolytic cleavage in 5'-ETS of tricistronic rRNA transcript (SSU-rRNA, 5.8S rRNA, LSU-rRNA). The record is from RefSeq and is a predicted model, not a curated record. Gene Ontology annotation, cellular component: 90S preribosome; small-subunit processome; nucleolus.